Molecule: messenger RNA, 2979 nt
Organism: Penicillium soppii
Lineage: Eukaryota; Fungi; Ascomycota; Eurotiomycetes; Eurotiales; Aspergillaceae
Product: armadillo repeat protein
Exons: 3
Coding region: 1-2979 (992 amino acids)
Biological process (GO): proteasome-mediated ubiquitin-dependent protein catabolic process
Cellular component (GO): GID complex
Molecular function (GO): protein binding
Source: RefSeq, a predicted model, not a curated record
AUGACGCGAGCUGCCGCACCACCGAUUCUGCUACAACUACACAGCGCCGAAUCGGUUUCAUCCCAAAUAAUAGCUCUACGGAACCUGAAGAAUGAACUCAUUGGACAUGAUCAGCGUAAGGAGGCAUAUAUUGCGGAGGGCAUCAUCCCAGCUCUAGCGCAAGUGCUGACAUCGAGAUGGCCGGGAACGGCGGAGUUCAAUGAGUUCUCGUUGCAAGAUCGAGCAACUCGCAAGUUGUCAGAAGAUUAUGAUGCUUGUCUUCAAGCCACUUUAAUUGUUGGAAGCUUGGCACAAGGUGGUCCAACUUUCCUUACUCCGAUAUUCGCAAGCAACAUACUCCCCACCCUACUUUCAAUACUCUCGUCGCCAGAUUGCCCUGACUCAUUCUGUCUUCCAAUUCUACGACUGUUGAACACAAUUGCGGAUCGAUUGCCGUUGCAGAGCCAGGAACAAUGGCCCCGGGACACACAACUUGCGGAUCUUGUCUUCACUUCUGCAAACAUCAGCUUCCUUAGACGAACUCUAUCGCAAGACUACAAUAAUUUGCGCUGCCAGGCCGCCAUCGAGUUAUCGGCUGCCUUGAUUGGCAAGCUGUGCACGGAGGAAAUCCACAAGACCGCACUAGCAGAAUCCGGGGUGCUGGACGCUCUGGCACUCAAAAUUGCGUCAUUUGUCGUGGCCAAGGGCUUCGUUUUACCUGGAGCAGAGGAUCAUCUACAAGAGCCGGGGGCAUUGGAAGACCUACCACUCCCGGCCCCUCCAUCCGCCCAGCUAGCGCCCAUUUUGCGCGCCGUCGCCGUCAUCAUUGAACAGUCCAAAUGGAGGGCGGAGCAUUUUUUGUCAUCACCGGGCAUUGUGACGGUUUUUCCGAAGCAGCUUCCGGGUUUCGCUCCAUCUGAUAUUAAGAAGGGUCCGUGGGGAUCCACAUAUUUGUCGGGCUCCGCAGUGCCCCGUCAUCUUGGCGCUAAUCCCAUGGAGCAGCUUUUGCCUUCGAUUCCUCUGGCACACACGAAGUCAUCGUCUAGUUCUGCCAACUUCCCGCCCCUUGGCCAUGGAGGUUCUCAGCGACGACAGAGCCAUUCAUUCCCUCCGCCAUUUUCACUGUCUGAAACGCCUGUCCCGGAAGACGAUGAGAAUCCAAUUGUUCCAUGGCUACUCUGCAUCCUCCGCUCUGAGAGCGGAAUGAUACGGUUGAUGGCCGCUCGUCUCGUCACCGUUCUCUUCCGUCUGGGAUUGGCGAAAAAGCAGCGGAUCCCGAUGUUCAGCUAUCUGUUGAUUCCCAUCUUGAUUCGGAUGCUUGAUAGGGACUUUUGCCUAGCAGAUGAAGAUGGCGCUAAUUAUGAUGGACUCCUCACAUCUACCCAACGUUUGAAAGAAGAAGCACCGGCUGUCUUGGCCAAUUUAGUCAUGGAUGACCAAGAACUGCAGAGACAUGCAGUGGAAGGCAGUGCACUAAAACGACUUUCACAACUUCUCAAAGAGACUUAUAACCCGGUUUCUGAGACCUCUCGUCCAAUGUGGCAUGCAGAGGAUGCACCAGCCCGGGAUAUUGAGACUCUUUCCCCAGAAUGUCGCCUCGGACCUUCCGGCUACUCCCCGACCUUGUGCCACGUAAUGCGCUACCGUGAAAACAUCCUCAAGGCUCUGGCGGCGCUCGUUCCAUUCAAAGACGAGUACCGCAAGGCCAUUUGUGAGCAUGGCGUAGUUCCUUACAUUAUUGAUGCUCUCAAGCCAAGGCCCAGCGAUGCACCGGUUGAUGCCUCGAUGCCCAGCAAUACUGCCGAGGAUGGAAACCCGAUUCCCACCAUUCUUGCUGCCUGUGGCACAGCUCGGAUGUUGACACGAUCGGUUAGCGUGCUGAGAACUAGCCUCAUCGAUGCUGGUGUGGCCGACCCACUGUUUGCUCUUCUACGCCAUUCCGACACUGAGGUGCAAAUCGCGGCAACGGCUGCAAUCUGCAAUCUGGCAUUGGAUUUCAGCCCUAUGAAAGAAGCAAUCAUCUCUGCCAACAUCAUUCCCAUUCUUUGCGAACACGCCCAUUCAUCUAAUACUAAAUUACAAAUCGAGUCGCUAUGGGCCCUGAAGCACAUGGUCUACGACACAGCAAACGACAUUAGAAUGAACAUCGUCCAAACCUUAGGUCCACAAUGGAUCAUGCAAGUCAUUUCGCAAGACCCAGUCCGCGCCGCCUUGAACAAACGAGGCCUGGAAGAAGAAAUCGACAGUUCCGGGAUAGCCAUGGGCCGAUCCAACUCCGCCGGCGAACAAGUCGACAUCCUCAAUCCAAUGGAAGACGCAGCACAAUGGGACGAAGACCUGAAAAUGACCGACACUAUGCCCCCUUCUAAGAUGAGCUUAGACAUGUUUCUGCCGGACGCGCGCCGCCGCCGCAAACUCGUCUUACACGGCACCCUUGCACAAACCACGCAAUCCCGGCAAGACGACAUCGCCGUCCAAGAACAGACCUUCGAUCUUCUCCGCAAUAUGAUCUGCGGCCGCGAUGCCCCAGAAAUGAUCGAGUAUCUGUUCCGCGAGCUCGGUCAAAACGACUUCCUGGAUACAAUCGCUGAAACUCUCCGACCACAAACCAUCCAACUCCCCCAUCGCCGCGAAUCAGGGACCCCUCUUCACGUCCCGAACGAAAUCAUCACUGCUGCCGCAGCGCUGAUCAUCCACUUGGCCGCUGGACAUCCUCGCCACCGCCGCAUCGUCGCCUUCCACCGCGACCUGCUACGCUCUUUGGGUAAUUACUUCAACCACUCGCACAAGGAUGUCCGGUCGAAUUGUGUUUGGGUGGUCAUCAAUCUCAUAUACGAGGAAGAUCAGAACGAUCGCGAGGGAUGCCGUGAGCGCGCGGUUCGGCUUCGCUCACUUGGGUUUGCGGAGCGAUUGGCUAGUCUUGAGGAUGAUUCGGAAUUGGACACUAGGGAGCGCACGAAGACUGCUUUGCAUUUGUUGAAUAAAUUGUCCCCUGCAUAA